Talaromyces rugulosus is the source of this 873-nucleotide messenger RNA. RefSeq lists its product as uncharacterized. NCBI's taxonomy places the organism in Eukaryota, Fungi, Ascomycota, Eurotiomycetes, Eurotiales, Trichocomaceae. The transcript has 2 exons. The coding region runs from base 1 to 873 and encodes 290 amino acids. The record is from RefSeq and is a predicted model, not a curated record. Gene Ontology annotation, molecular function: catalytic activity.
AUGUCCUGGCUAAGGCUGAUACGAUUUGAGGACAAGGCAGGACGGGUGCAAUUCGGGGAGCCUGUUGUUGAUAAUGCAGAUGACGUGAAGGUGCUUCUCGAGCAAGGGAGGCUUUCAGCAAAGGUUUUGGCUGGUGAUGGGCCUUUCGAUUUAGAACCUACAUUUCAAGAAACAACAACAGUCAAGCUACUACUGCCGCUGUUAUAUCCCAACGAUGUUCCGAUAAUAAAAUGCAUCGGAUUGAACUAUGUGAAGCACAUCCAGGAAGCCGGUCGGACGCCUCCACCUUUCCCGUCAUUCUUCAUCAAACCAAAGACUUCGAUAGCGAGCCACGACGAAGAUAUUCCCAUUCCCAAGGUCUGUCAAGAUCAUCAAAUCGACUGGGAAGGGGAGCUCUGCAUUGUCAUUGGCAAGACCGGCAAAAACAUUCAAGAACACGAGGCACUCGAUUACGUUGCUGGCUAUGUAGUAUCUAACGACGUUUCUUCUCGCAAGUGGCAACGAGAUCCUGCAUACGCAGGUGGUGUUCCGCAAUGGUGCUUCAGUAAGGGAUUCGACAAGUGGGCGCCACUGGGUUCGGUUUUGGUGUCUCCCAAGGUGCUGGGCAACGCAGAUAAUCUAGCACUUCAGACAUUGGUAGAUGGAGAGGUAAUGCAGGACUCGAACACCUCGGAUCUUCUGUUUGGGGUUGAAAAGGUGGUUUCAUUCAUCAGUCAGGGCACGACACUCGAGAAAGGGACAGUAGUUAUGACAGGGACUCCAUCAGGAGUGGGAAUGGGGAGAAAUCCUCAGGUAUUCCUUGAAGACGGACAAGUGGUCGAGGUAAAGAUUGAACAGUUGGGCAGCAUUAAAAACAGAAUGCGGUUCGAGUGA